GGAUCAGCCCCUCGGCGCAGCCCCAGCUUCGCCCCCCGGGCUCGGCGCGGACCCCCCGCCCCGGCACAACAUGGCAACCGAGGUCCACAAUCUCCAAGAACUACGGCGAAGUGCCUCAUUGGCCACCAAAGUCUUUGUGCAGCGGGACUACAGUGAUGGGACCAUAUGUCAGUUCCAGACCAAAUUUCCCCCUGAGCUGGACAGCCGGAUUGAGCGGCAGCUUUUUGAAGAAACGGUGAAGACCCUCAACAACUUCUAUGCAGAGGCUGAGAAAAUCGGCGGCAGUUCCUAUCUGGAGGGAUGUCUGGCCUGUGCCACAGCCUACUUCAUCUUUCUCUGCAUGGAGACCCGCUAUGAGAAGGUACUAAAGAAGAUCUCCAAGUACAUCCAGGAGCAGAAUGAGAAAAUCUAUGCUCCCCGGGGGCUGUUGUUGACAGACCCAGUGGAACGAGGCAUGCGAGUUAUUGAGAUCUCCAUCUAUGAGGACCGUUGCAGCAGCUCCAGCUCAGGCAGCUCCAGCAGCAGCGGCAGCAGUGCCGGAGGUGGGGGCGCAGGGGGCGCAGGGGGCCGGUGACUGGCAGAGAGUCCUGGCAGGGAUUUGUACUGCCGGGACGACAGUGUCUCCGAGAUUCGCAGACUGCGCUAUCAGAGCACCCGUUUCUGAGCUCCCCCAGGGGGGUCAGGAUGCAAGCAAAGAGUGUUGUGACACCCCUGGGGUUUGUGACAACCAGCAAGGGCAAAGUCAUCUGUCGGGGAUGAUUCAGCUCUGCCCAAGUAGAGCUCGCACCCACAUAAGCCCACAGUCAGUGCUUGGGAUCUUCACACCCUGGGGUGGGGAUGCUUCCUGAGGGCUUCUGGGAAGACUGCUCUCCCCCUCCCCAGGUCUCCUUGUAUUACCC
Messenger RNA from Euleptes europaea (tarantolino), 899 nucleotides. It is a transcript of the gene GOLGA7B, whose product is annotated as golgin A7 family member B. Bases 71 to 574 code for a protein of 167 amino acids. The record is from RefSeq and is a predicted model, not a curated record. Gene Ontology annotation, biological process: peptidyl-L-cysteine S-palmitoylation; protein targeting to membrane. The transcript has 5 exons. Lineage: Eukaryota; Metazoa; Chordata; Lepidosauria; Squamata; Sphaerodactylidae. Gene Ontology annotation, cellular component: palmitoyltransferase complex.